Molecule: messenger RNA, 621 nt
Organism: Silurus meridionalis
Lineage: Eukaryota; Metazoa; Chordata; Actinopteri; Siluriformes; Siluridae
Gene: urp1
Product: urotensin-related peptide 1
Exons: 5
Coding region: 21-425 (134 amino acids)
Biological process (GO): regulation of blood pressure; blood vessel diameter maintenance
Cellular component (GO): extracellular region
Molecular function (GO): hormone activity
Source: RefSeq, a predicted model, not a curated record
AGCUCCAAGAUUCUGCCAGCAUGCUGUCUGUGGCACUGCUCUACAUUUUGGCCAUGGUUUUCCCUGCAGUUAAUGCAUUACCUUUAUACUCAGAUACAGCACUAACACCACAUGAAGACCUCCUUCAGAAAUUGGUGACAGAGAUAGAGGACGGACAGAGUAAUGAGCUGAGUCCACAAAGAGACAUUAAAACCAUCCUUCCCAUUUUGAUUCAUCAGGAAAGAGACAGAGACACUUGGUCUAAAGAAGCGAAAGAAAAUGUCCAGAAGGAUAAAAUGAACCACAUGGUGGAUGAUUUAAAAGAAGUAGUCAUGAAGUUAGCAGCAGCAGAUAACCUGCGCUCUCAAGGCUUUCUUCGAUCUGAGCAGAACUUACCCAAGCCCAGCAAGAGAGCCUGUUUCUGGAAGUACUGUGUAACAAACUAGGAGUCGCUUGGGAAUUACAGAGGAUCAGUCUUCAAAAGGGUUCUCACCCAUAAACAUCAAUCCAGCAGCCAUUUAACAAUGUGUAUAUUAAUUUAACUACAGUGCAUUAACUUAAACAUGGAUAUAUUUUCAAACAACAUGAAUACAACUAAUCUCUAUAAAACAGUUAGGUAGAAAAAGUGGAGCUUUAAAGAUG